GUCGGACAGCGGCGUUGUGGUAAACAGACAUUCAGCUCUUUUUCGUUUUGUAAAACUACCCAUUCUUCUAAAAAGGCAAGAUUCAUUAAAGAAAGCAGCCGUUGGAACCCAUAUCACAGUCUUCAGGCGUUUGAAGAACAAGCUUCAAGUUCUUUUCUUGAUAAUCACAACAGAAAUAACGGUUUCCAAUGUCUCAGUAUAAAACCAGAGAGAAAUUGGAGAAAAGGGAGGCAGAUAUGACUAUUCAUCGCCAGUCUGGUUCUUCUGUGAAAAGCAAAUGUGGAAGUGAAGAAAGGAGAGAAAAGGAAGCUCUCAUCACAUCCUCAAGUCUUAAGAGACACGUUCGAGAAAAAAAAUCCAUCACCCCUCCAACUCCUUCCACUUCAUCCUUUUCUCAGCCCACUUUCAAAACGCCUCCAAUAGAACCCCUCCUUGACUCAGAGCUCCGCCCCUUUGUGCUCUCCACACACUGCGACGCCCUCUUCACUUCACUACGAGGACUCAAGGAGGAGGGGCUGCUACUGGACUGCAGUCUUAAGCUCCUAGAUGACUCACACAAAGCUCAUCGACUGGUGCUCGCUGCUGUCAGUCAAAAAGCAGAGGUGUGGCUGUUGUCUGGAGAGGCGGGGCUUAGGGAACUGGAACUGGAUGGAGGACGGAUGACUCCUGCAGGACUUAAAGCUGUACUGGACUUCAGCUACAGUGGAGAAGUGGACAGGGCAGAAACAGAUGAAGUGCUGGAAGCCUGUAAAGAGCUGGAUGCCCAAAGACUGGAGCAACUGUGUGCUGGAGAUGUUCCGCUAAGCGGGAGCAGAGAAAGGGAAAGAAGCCUACAGGUCAUAAGAACACUGUGGGAGAGGAACGUCGGCUGUGAUGUCAUAAUACAAACAGACAGUGGAGAUUGUUUCCCUGCUCAUCGUGUCAUAUUAGCAGCAGGUGCAGACUACUUCCGGGCUCUCUUCUGUGGAGGGUUACGUGAAUCCGGAGAGGAUGUUGUGUUCCUGCGCAGCGUGGCGUCCUGGGUACUGCACCACCUGCUGGACUUCAUUUACUCUGGCCAGCUGAAACUGAGCUGCAGGAACGUGUGGGAUCUGACAGAAGCCUGUUCACAAUUUCAGCUGGAGGGGGCGCUGUCGCUGUGCUUAAACUUCCUUCAGGACAACAUGGAUGAGACAUCUUGCCUGGAUGUUCUGGCUUUGGCUGAAGCCUUCAGUCUGGUGGAUCUGGGCAAAAGGGCAGAGGAAUAUUUUUUAACUAACUUUCAGAGGGUGGCAGAGGAGGAGAAGUUCAGGGAUUUGCCUUGUGACCAUCUGACGCGUCUGCUGGAGAGAGAUAAACUGAAUGCAGAAAGUGAGAUGGAUGUGUUCAGAGCCGUGGUCAACUGGAUCGAGGAAGAUAAUGAGCAGAGAUCGACUCAUCUCUCACGACUGAUGCAGUGUGUUCGUUUCCCUCUCAUGAGACCCGAGGAGCUGAAGGAGGUGCAGAACUGUAAACUGCUAGUCAGGAGUUCAGGAGGGAAAACAGCUUUGAGAGUUGUAAAUAAUCUUCUGCAUGGUGAUCGAAGAACAUCGGACUGCAAGCCGCGCACUCCAAACCAGGUUUUGGUGCUUGUUGGUGGAGAUUGUGUGAAUGAGAAUUUUGAGCGUCGAGAGCCCAACCUGUGCUUGUGGUUUGCACAUCGUUUUGUGCGCGGAGAGGGACUCAUCCGCACAAUCGAUUGGAGACCUAUGGCCUCCCUUCACGAGCCGCCGCGCUUCCGCCACUGUGUUUGCGUCCUCAAUAACACGCUCUAUAUCUUGGGAGGCAGGAAGUACUAUGGUGCCCUGGACAUACUGAAGACUGCACUGAGAUUUGAUCCUGUUCAGGGAAGAUGGGAACGUCUUCCUGACAUGUCAAGCCCAAGAGAUUACUUCGCUGCUGUGUGUCACAGAGGGAAGGUGUUUGUCCUGGGCGGAAACUGCGAUGACAUGAACUGUCUGGACUCAGUGGAGUAUUACUCACCUGACGACAACACCUGGAGGUUGGCUCAUCCACUGGACGUGCCUCUAUGUGGACACGCCGUGGCUGUGUUGAACGGAGAGAUGUUUGUAUCGGGCGGUUGCGACUCUCGUCUGCUCUGCUAUCCAUGUUUGUGGCUCUACGAUCCGGUGCACGGGUGCUCAAAACGCUCAUCCAUGACAGUAGGUGAAGGACGGGCUGGUCACAUGAUGCUGGUUACGGGACAACGAUUGGUUGUGGCCGGGGGGUUGCAGCCAGUGUGUGCGGGGUUUGGAGACCAGCUGCAGUGUGAGUCCUAUGAUCCCGUUCAUGACUCCUGGGCGUCUUUCCCCCCGCUGCCCCGACCUCAUCUAUCGCCCGCAGCGGCUGCUCUUGAUGGACAGCUGUAUGUUUUAGGAGGGUCUUCAGCUGACUCUGCUCGUGAUACGGCCUUGGUUCACCAUUACGAUCCACAAGCCAAGUGCUGGGAGAAACUGGGAGCGUUGCCGCGACCUUAUGCUGAUCUCGCCGCGUGCGCUUUACAGCUGCCUGUCAGCCUGAAGAGCUGAAAGAGAGCAGACUUUACGCAUCUGUGUUAUUGUUGUGUAAUCACGGUAUGGUGACAUUUUCAUUACAUUUCUAAUUGAAAAUUACUGUGAAAGUACUGAAAAUAUUAGUAAUUCUCUAUUAGAAAUGUAAUGAAAAGUUCACCAUCCAUGGUAAACAGGAAAUGUUUGGCUAAUAAUUGCAUGACUUUCACAUUGAAGUAGUUCAGUGCUUUCAUCUGCAGACAGAUUGAUUUGUGAUGUUUCUCUUGACCACACCGUGU
Molecule: messenger RNA, 2806 nt
Organism: Triplophysa dalaica
Lineage: Eukaryota; Metazoa; Chordata; Actinopteri; Cypriniformes; Nemacheilidae
Product: kelch-like protein 33
Exons: 9
Coding region: 189-2546 (785 amino acids)
Molecular function (GO): protein binding
Source: RefSeq, a predicted model, not a curated record